This is a messenger RNA of Carassius carassius (crucian carp), 1385 nucleotides long. RefSeq names its product gastrula zinc finger protein XlCGF57.1-like. The coding region runs from base 156 to 1181 and encodes 341 amino acids. NCBI's taxonomy places the organism in Eukaryota, Metazoa, Chordata, Actinopteri, Cypriniformes, Cyprinidae. The transcript has a single exon. The record is from RefSeq and is a predicted model, not a curated record.
AAAUUAAAAAUAAUUUCACCUCCCAACUGUUUGAAACGCACUUCAACCAAAAUGAAAAGCUUAAGGUCUGCAAGAGCGUUAACUCUGGAGAGAAGUAUCGUACCUGCCAACACUGUGGAAAGCAUUUAUCUAAAAAAGUAAGCCUUAAAAGACACAUGAUCAUUCACACUGGAGAGAAGCCUUAUAAGUGCAUUCAGUGUGGAAGGUGUUUCAGUUUUAAAGGAAACCUUAAAGUUCACAUGAGAGUUCAUACUGGAGAGUGCCCUUUCAUCUGCAAACUCUGUGGAAACAGAUUCCCUCUUAAGGGGACCCUUAAAAAGCACAUGAGAAUUCACACUGGAGAGAAACCCUACACAUGCUCUGAAUGCGGAAACAGUUUUGCUCAUAAAGAAAGUCUUAACAGACAUUCAAGAACUCACACUGGAGAGAAACCUUACGCAUGCUCUCAAUGCGGAAAGCUGUUUGCUCAAAAAUUAACUCUUCGCAGACACAUGAGAAUACACAAUGGAGAGAAGCCUUAUACAUGCCUUCAGUGUGGAAAGAGUUUCACUCAAAUUGGAAAUCUUAAAGUCCACAUGACCGUUCACACUGGAGAGAAGCCUUUCACCUGUCAACAGUGUGGAAGAAGUUUCUGCUUUAAAGGAAACCUUACUUCCCACAUGACAAUUCACUCUGGAGAGAGCCUCUUCACCUGCCAACAAUGUGGAACAUGUUUCACUCGAAAAGGAAGCUUUAACAGACACAUUAAAACUCACGCUAAAGAGAAGCAUUUUACCUGCCAACAGUGUGGAAAGAGUUUUGAUCAACAUGGAAACUUAAAAGCCCACAUGAGUGUUCACUCUAAAGAGAAAUCCCACAUGUGCACUCAAUGUGGAAAGACUUUCAGUCAAAAAGGACCCUUAAAUUCCCACAUGAGAAUUCACUCUGUAGAGACGGCCUACACAUGCCCUCAGUGUGGAAAGAGGUUCAGUCACAAACGACACUUUAAAGAUCACAUAAGAAUUCACACUGGAGAGAAACCUUUCACAUGCCAACAAUGUGGGAAAAGUUUCAACCGAAAAGGAAGCCUUACCCAGCACAUGAGAGUUCACACUGGAGAGAAGCCGUUUACGUGUGGUCACUGUGGAAAAAGUUAUAAAUCUAAAAGAGCCCUUAAUUACCACAUGAGGAUUCAUUUAUGAGACAACUGUUUUUGUAUGUUGUAUUGAAUUGAUUUUACAGACAGGAAACGUCUGUGUAAUGUGCUGAUUAUUGUUACAUUGCUAAAUUCCCUAUUAAUUUCCAGUGAUUAUGAGGGGAGUAAAGAUGCCAGAGUCAUGAAUUAGAUUUAUUGUUCUGAACAUUCAAAUGAAGAAUGAACUACAGUGCCUUGCUAAAGUAUUCAU